CAGAGUAAACUUUUUCUGUUGUUUUUUUACUUUGUCACAAAUAUUUUCCACCAAUGAGGUCUUGGAAUUGCUUCAAAAACCAGCAAAUAGAAGAACAAAGGAAACUUAUAGCAAAUGAUCAUGAAUAUAAUUCUGCAUUUAAAUAUGUGGAUAAUGGAAUCAAGACAUCUCAUUACACAUGGUACAAUUUCCUUUUUAUAAAUCUUUGGGAGCAAUUUCAUAGAGUCGUCAACGUUUAUUUCAUUUUUUUACUUGUAUUGACUUUCAUUCCUGCAGUCUCGUCAUUUAAUCCUGUGACGACAUUGAUACCUAUACUCAUUGUGUUGGCGAUCACAGCUGUAAAAGAUGCAGUUGACGAUUUUCAUCGCCACCAGAGUGAUAACUCCAUCAACAACAGAAAGUCCCAAGUUUUAAAAAAUGGAAAAGUGGUAAAAGAACACUGGUCAAAUUUACAUGUUGGCGAUAUUAUACAGAUACGAAACAAUGAACAUUUACCAGCUGAUGUUCUGUUACUGUCAAGCAGUGGAGAACACAAUAUUGUUUAUAUUGAAACUGCUGAGCUGGAUGGAGAAACAAAUCUAAAAGUUCGACAAGCUCUAACAGAAACCGGGGGACUGAGAGAUGAUCUCAAUUCACUUUCUAAUUUCAAAGGCAAAAUAGAGUGUGAAGCACCAAACAACCUACUCCACAAAUUUACUGGAAAUCUGGAAUUAAAUAACGAAACCAUCCCCAUAGACAAUGAGAAAAUCUUACUCAGGGGGUGCAAUCUAAGGAACACAGACUGGUGCUUUGGUCUGGUUAUUUUUACCGGUUCAGACACAAAGUUGAUGCAGAAUACAGGUAGAAGAAUUUUAAAGAGAACCCGUAUCGAAAGGUUUAUGAACAAGUUGGUUUGGCUGAUAUUUGCUGCUCUUUUCUCACUUGCCACAUUGUGUGCAAUACUUAACAGCGUAUGGGAAUCUGAUAUUGGUGUCAAGUUCCAAGAUUAUUUGCCUUGGGAAUCUUUUUCUCAAGAUCCGACAAUGUCUGGAUUCUUAAUGUUCUGGUCGUACAUUAUCAGUCUUAAUACACUGGUGCCUAUCUCUCUGUAUGUAAGCGUGGAAUUCAUUCGUCUUACACAAAGCUAUUUUAUUGACUGGGACCGUUUAAUGUAUUAUCGAAAGAAAAAUUUACCAGCAAUUGCAAGAACUACGACUUUAAAUGAGGAACUUGGUCAAGUGGAAUACAUAUUUUCUGACAAAACUGGUACUCUGACUCAAAAUGUCAUGAAAUUUAAUAAAUGUUCAAUUGCGGGAAAACGAUAUGGGGAUAUUUUUAAUAGUGAUGGCAUGAUGGUAAUGGAUGAUGAGACUUUGCCCACUGUGGAUUUAUCAUACAACGAUUAUGCCGAACCAACAUUCAGAUUUCAUGAUCAGUCACUUGUGAAUAAAAUCACAUCUGGUCACAAAUCAUGUGAAGAGUUUUUCCGACUUCUCUCUAUUUGCCAUUCUGUAAUGAUUGAAGAAACUGAUACUGACAGCUUGUUAUAUCGGGCACAAUCACCAGAUGAAGCAGCUCUUGUGUCGGCUGCCAGAAAUUUUGGAUUUGUCUAUAAAUCAAAAAAAUAUGACUCUCUCACUAUAAUUGAAAUGGGAAAGCCUGUGGAAUAUAAAAUCAUGGCAAUGUUAGAUUUUGACAAUGUUCGAAAGCGAAUGUCUGUUAUUGUAACAAACACAGAUGAUAAAUUGGUGUUGUACUGCAAAGGUGCUGACUCUGCCAUCUUGCAAAGACUUUCUCAUAAUUGUGACCAGAAUUUGAUUUCAAAAACUGAGAGGCAUUUGGAUAGCUUUGCAAGAGCUGGCCUGAGAACUUUAUGUUUGGCAAAAAAAGAAAUCAGUGCAGAAGAAUAUGAUGUAUGGAAGGACGCUCACUUUAAAGCAAGCACAGCAUUGGAAGACAGAGAAGAUAAACUUUCUGCUGUGUAUGAGGAGAUAGAAAGAGACUUGGAUUUGCUUGGUGCGACUGCUAUUGAAGACAAGUUACAGGAUGGUGUACCAGAGACGAUAGCAAACUUGUCCAAUGCCAACAUUAAGAUUUGGGUUCUGACUGGCGAUAAGCAGGAGACUGCUGUUAACAUUGGGUACUCAUGCAACAUGCUUACUGAGGAGAUGAAAAAUGUAUUUGUAAUAUCAAAACACGAAGAAGAAGAGGUUGAAAAUGAGAUCGAGAAUGCUUUAAAGAAGAUACAUUCGCUUGGGGUAACGAAUCCUUCAUUCGUUGAUAAUGAACAACUUGGUCAAGAGCAAACUGUUCCAGUUCGAGAAAAUCAGAUUUCUGCAGAAACUAACAAAGUGUUUGGAACCAACGGCUUAGUUAUUAAUGGCCAUAGUUUGGUACAUGCAUUACAUGAAGAUUUAAAACACAAAUUCCUUGAGCUUGCUACCCAUUGUUCAGCAGUGAUCUGCUGUAGGGCUACACCUAUACAGAAGGCCAGGGUGGUGGAACUGGUCAAGAAAAACAAGAAAGCAGUGACAUUGGCUAUCGGAGAUGGUGCAAAUGAUGUUAGUAUGAUUAAAGCUGCCCAUAUAGGAGUGGGAAUUAGUGGAGAAGAAGGAACUCAGGCUGUUCUUUCGGCUGAUUUUGCGUUUGGACAAUUUAGAUAUUUAGAGAGGUUACUACUGGUACACGGUCGAUGGUCGUAUAUGAGAAUAUGCAAAUUUCUAAACUACUUCUUUUAUAAAAACUUUGCUUUUACUCUUGUGCAAUUCUGGUAUGCAUUUUUCAAUGGGUACACAGCGCAGUCAGUUUACGACGAUUGGUACGUCACACUUUACAAUACAGUCUACACGGCACUGCCUGUAAUUUUCCUUGCAAUAUUAGACCAGGAUCUGAAUGACCAGAUCUGUGUCAGAUUCCCGAAACUUUAUUUGUCCGGUCAGAACAACGAACUGUUUAAUUGGUCAAGAUUUAUUAGAAGCUCUAUAAAAGGGCUUCUUGUAAGCAUUGCAACAUUCUUUAUUACUUAUGGAGCAUUAUACCAGAGUGUUGGCUGGAAUGGCAUGGAUACUGCUGAUCAUCAGUUUGUUGCAACUACAUUAGCUACAGUUAUGAUUUUCGUAGUUUCAUUUCAGGUUGCAAUAGACACUCAGUAUUGGACAAUAUUAAACCAUUACUUCACUUGGGGUAGCCUUCUUGCUUUGUUCCCAUUUCAGUUUGUUUUGUGCAGUGACGGCUUGUAUAAUCUAAUUACAUCCCAGUUCCCAUUUGCUGGUUCUACAAGAACAGCUUAUUCUGAGCCAUCAUUAUGGUUUUUGGUGUUGCUAUUGACGGUCACAUGCAUUCUACCUGUUAUCUUUCUUCGUGUUGUGUUGUGUGCCUUCUGGCCAACCUAUGCUCAAAAGGUACAACAAAUGGACCAUAAGAAGCUGUUUACUAUGGACUCACGGAACGGAAAUUACGGUUCCAUUAAAAAGCCGAGAUCAGAAUCUCAACAAACCCCAUUUUAAAUCUGUUGUGCAAUAUCCAAUUAGAAAUAUCAUCGAUUGCACUUUCGUAACUGUACAGUUUGUUUAGUUUACUGAUUAUGUAUAGCGAACAACACCCUCAAGUUAAUUUAUUGAAGCACGUCAUACUGUUUUGUUUUAACAAGUGCCGUAAGUGUUCUUGAUUACAAUUUAUUAUGGUCGUACUUAAAAGUGGUUGCUGUUAUGUAUAAUGGUAUUGAUUGCACUAAAUCAUUUUUAAUACAAUCAAAUUUCUUUUAA
Messenger RNA from Ciona intestinalis (vase tunicate), 3743 nucleotides. The record is from RefSeq and is a predicted model, not a curated record. Lineage: Eukaryota; Metazoa; Chordata; Ascidiacea; Phlebobranchia; Cionidae.